CAUUUGUUCUCUUAUAAACAAACAAACCCCUCACCCACACUUCACAAUUCAUUCACGUUUUCAUUAUUCUCUUCUCUCCUCCACUACUUUACCUUAGCAAGCAUCACAACAAAUCUUUCUAACCCACCACAAACUACAAUGCAAACCCAACACUUCAUCACUUUGUUCUUCUUCCUUCUUCUUUCUUGCAACACCGUCACUUUAACAACAUCAUCAUCAUCAUCAGAAAAUGGUGACACUUUUGAAUUUGUUCGUCCUAUAGACCGCAAAUUAUUAAGCCUAAAGAAGGAAAAACUAAGUCAUUUCAGAUUCUACUGGCACGACAUAGUGAGUGGAAAAAACCCUACUUCAGUUGCAGUUGUCCCACCACCAAUGAAACUAAACUCAACCACUGCCUUUGGUUCAGUCCGCAUGAUCGACAACCCUUUAACUUUAGGACCACAGUUGAAUUCUAAGAUUGUUGGAAAAGCUCAAGGAUUCUAUGCAUCUGCAUGCAAAGAUGAAGUUGAUUUGCUUAUGGCUAUGAAUUUUGCUUUUACUGAAGGAAAGUAUAAUGGAAGUACACUUACUAUAUUGGGAAGGAAUGCUGUUUUUCAUAAAGUUAGAGAGAUGCCUGUGAUUGGUGGUAGUGGAUUUUUCAGAUUUGCUAGAGGUUAUGCUGAAGCUAAUACUCAUUGGUUUGAUAUCAAAUCUGGGGAUGCUAUUGUUGAGUAUAAUGUUUAUGUUUUUCACUAUUGAUUGUUAAUUAUUGUUGUUGUAAUGUUUAAUUUAUGAUUUAUGUUUGAUACUCAUCAUCAAUUGAGAUUAUUGAAUAAAAAUGAUGACUGAUUGCAUCAGAUCUAUUUUUUUUCUUGUUUUUGAGGGUUUGCUUGUGAAGUUUGACUUCCCUUUUUUAAGGAACA
This is a messenger RNA of Medicago truncatula (barrel medic), 902 nucleotides long. RefSeq names its product dirigent protein 22. The record is from RefSeq and is a predicted model, not a curated record. Bases 139 to 738 code for a protein of 199 amino acids. The transcript has a single exon. NCBI's taxonomy places the organism in Eukaryota, Viridiplantae, Streptophyta, Magnoliopsida, Fabales, Fabaceae.